GUCAAAAUUGACACCUCAAAUUCCCACUGGUCCAAUAACCCAAAAUAAUAAAACUCAAUAAAUAAUGAAAAUUCAAAAAAAAAUUAAAACUGCUUAUUAAAGCUCUCGCAUCUUUUUACACAAGACAGUUUUUACAUAAUUAAACCAACAAUAUGGUAAUAUACGGAAUCUACAUCGUUUCAAAGUCAGGAGGGCUGAUCUUCAAUUACGAUCACACCGUACCGAAAAUAGAGACUACCAGACGUUUCACUUAUCCCAUAGACCUAAAACUAAACUACGAAAGUAAAAAAAUAUCCGUGCAAUUUGGCCAAAGGGAUGGAAUUCACGUGGGGCACGUUCUCACCGCUAUAAAUGGUAUCCAGAUCACCGGAAGGCAGUUGGACGAUGGCAAGGAUGCAGUGGAAAUACUGGAAAGCAAGGAGAACUACCCAUUAACGUUAACAUUCGAGCGUCCCAAAAUGACUACUAACGAGAAAAUAUUCUUAGCCAGUAUGUUUUAUCCCUUGUUUGCUAUAGCAAGUCAGCUGAGUCCCGAACCCAAGAGUUCUGGUAUUGAACUGUUAGAAGCGGAUACAUUUAAGUUGCACUGCUUUCAAACUUUAACUGGGGUUAAGAUAAUGGUGGUGGUGGAUAAGAAUCAGAUCGGGGCAGAAGUGUUUUUGAAGAGGGUGUACGAGCUUUAUGCAGAUUAUGCCCUGAAGAAUCCGUUUUAUUCAUUAGAAAUGCCCAUAAGGUGUGAACUUUUCGAUCAGAAUUUGAAAACUAUGUUAGAGCAGAUUGAUAAAGGGGGAAUAGCUAGUAUCUAGAGGAAUAAACCCCAAUAGUUUCAAGAAUUAACUAACAAGCAUUUACAAAAAAGUCAAUGAGAAAAUGAGAGGAACAUGUAACCAAGCAAAUUUCUGAAGAUCAUUAACACUUAUAGGAUGAGAUAUUCUAAUUAUGAAUGUAAAUUUAUUGGAUAAUAAAAUAUAUGGAUAAUAAAA
Anthonomus grandis grandis is the source of this 983-nucleotide messenger RNA. RefSeq names its product trafficking protein particle complex subunit 4 (gene Trs23). The record is from RefSeq and is a predicted model, not a curated record. Gene Ontology annotation, molecular function: protein binding. The transcript is spliced from 2 exons. Gene Ontology annotation, cellular component: TRAPP complex. Gene Ontology annotation, biological process: endoplasmic reticulum to Golgi vesicle-mediated transport. The coding region runs from base 153 to 806 and encodes 217 amino acids. Lineage: Eukaryota; Metazoa; Arthropoda; Insecta; Coleoptera; Curculionidae.